Molecule: messenger RNA, 1829 nt
Organism: Anopheles bellator
Lineage: Eukaryota; Metazoa; Arthropoda; Insecta; Diptera; Culicidae
Gene: Ccm3
Product: programmed cell death protein 10
Exons: 5
Coding region: 443-1078 (211 amino acids)
Biological process (GO): positive regulation of MAP kinase activity; regulation of Golgi organization
Cellular component (GO): Golgi apparatus; FAR/SIP/STRIPAK complex
Molecular function (GO): protein kinase binding
Source: RefSeq, a predicted model, not a curated record
UCUCCGAGCUCCGUUGAGUUUCGUCCCCAAAGCAGAAAACAACGCUUCCUGGUGCUUCCCGGACGUGUGCUCUACUGUUUCGCGCACUAAAAGCGAUUCUAUGUUGUGCGGGCAGCUCGUGUCCGCCGUACGGCAUCUGUGAACUUCAGUUGGCCAGUCUUUUCGCCUCCGCUCUGCGCGCCGUGCUCGAGAACGCGUGUGUGCCUGUGUGUGUUUACUAGUGUUUCCCUUCGGAGGUCGAUCGAGAAACUAUCGAGUGGACCGUGAAAGUGGGUGCAGUGAAUCAUCGGAGCGGGCGAGGUUUCUGCGACUUAUCCUUAUCGCUCUGCGUCAAAUUUGGACACAAUCGCCCACGGUACGGGACGUUCGUUGCGGGUUUCAUCCGGAGGAUCGCAACUUUCCAACGGUGUCUGCGCCAAGGGAAGCCCCCCGAAAGCAAGCGAUGACAAUGGGAGACGAUGCGCCCGUCGUCACAUCCCUGGUGCUUCCGAUCCUGAUACGACCGAUUCUGUCACAGCUCGAACGGCGCGAUGUGGUUGCAUCGCAGACACUGCGGGCCGCACUGACCAAAGCGGAACAGAGCCACCCGGGCCUGACGUACGAUCUGGUGAUGGGCAUCAUCAAGAAGGGCGACAUUAACGUUAACAUGAACGAGAGCAUCCUUCGGCUACAGGGUGCCGCCACCGAUACGGACCUGAUCGAAUAUCGCCUCAACCGGACGGAGGAUGCGUUCCAGGAGCUGAACAAAAAGUCUGCCGCCCUCAAGCGAAUUUUGAGCCGAAUUCCGGACGAGAUUGCCGAUCGAAAAACAUUCCUGGAGACGAUCAAAGAAAUAGCUAGUGCCAUUAAAAAGCUGCUCGAUGCGGUGAACGAGGUGGUUGGCUUCAUACCCGGUUCCUCCGGCAAGCAGGCGGUCGAGCAGCGCAAGAAAGAGUUCGUCAAAUAUUCGAAAAAGUUCAGCACCACUUUGAAGGAGUACUUCAAGGAAGGAGAAGCGAAUGCCGUUUUCGUAAGUGCCCUGUACCUGAUACACCAAACAAACCAGAUAAUGAUCACGGUGAAGAAUAAGUGCGAGUAGAAUCGUUACAUUACACCGUCGCCCCUAGCGGCCUAAAUUCUAGGCACAUUCAAACGGCCCGCACCGGUAGCAGCAGUAGUACCGAAUGUGGCGAAUGUUAUGAACGAAUGGGUGCCUAACGCUAGGGUUUUGUUGUUUGAUUCCAAUUAUUUUAGGCUUAACGUUAUUAUGAUUACUUUCAUUUGUUUUUCUCUUACUCUACAUCUUCCCGUGCACAGAAGGAAGGCACCGUGUUUGUUUUCCUUAUUGUUGACAGUGUUGUUAAAGACAAGUAGUGAGUGUCCGUGCGGUGUUAGGUUCCGCACGGAUUAUGUGAGUUCACUACAACCAGUUCGAAAGGAUGCCUCCUUUCGUAGAUCAGUAAUGCGACACAGUACAGCACUAAUUUAAUAUUUACAUUGCAAUAGGAAUCAUAGAGGUGCGAAUAUUACAUUAAACCAUAUAGGCAAAAGAUAUAGAACGAAAGAGGUAAAUGAAGGUAAAAGAUUGGCGCAACACGUUAGUGAGAAGCUAUAUACUAUUAUUACGAUUAAUGCUAUUAAUAAAAAUAUUACUGUUUAUUUGAACGAUCCUACAAGCCAACGGCGUGGAUAGUGAAAUAGGGAGCAAAAAAUAGAAACCGUAUCUAAAGAGGAAACUGUGGCGUCUUUCAGUAGUCCGCUGGCCGUUUGGAUGACGCGAAAUUUGUCGUUCGUUCUACUGCACUCGAGGCUAUUGUGGUGGAGCAGAAAAUCCAAUAAAACAGUAUAGU